AGAGGGGGGGAGCGAGCGAAGGGGCUGGCAUGGAGCCCCCCCAACUUUCCAUCAAAGAAGAACCCCUGGAUUCAGGAGAUUCCACGUGUCCAGAUUCCCAACACAGUGGCGGGUCGAGCUCCGGACGUCUCCUGCGUCCCGCCGGGAACGGUUUGCUACGAGGGAUGACCAAAAGAGACCCCAUGUCUCUCUUGGCUGGAGGACGCAAAUACUUGGACCAUUGCGAAGCGCGGGCUUCCAGGCCUGGCAAAAGCCGGAUUCCCGGCCGGGACCACCGGCGGUAUUACCACGAGCACUGGCGAGCCGAAUACCUAAUGGACUUCAACGCGGCACGGCAUGGCAUGAUUUGCAUGGUGUGCGGCAGUUCGCUGGCCACACUCAAACUGAGCACCAUUAAGAGGCACAUUCGGCAAAAACACGCCUACUCCCUCACCUGGAGCGCCCAAGAGAAGGAGGUCAUCAUGAACAGCUGGGAUGCGCACCUGGGCCUGGAGAUGGAGACGGAGGGGGCCCACGAGUCCGCCAAAGGGUCCAUUGCGCCCCCUGGGGAUCACGGGCUGGACGGAGGCCGCCGGAGAUGCCGUGGGCCAGCUCCUCUCCCCUCUCGUGGGAGCCACCGUCCCUCCGGCCUCCUCACCCUGAAAUCUUCCCCGGAGGGUGAAUCUCAAAGCCUGGAGCAAUAUUUGAAGCAGUCCUUGCAGAGCUGGUUCCAGUCCGAGUUCCUGAUGGACUACGACCCCCAGGGCAACCGUCUCUUCUGCAUGAUGUGUGGCUCCUCCCUGCCCAGCUUGAACCUGGACGACAUCAAGCGUCACGUGAUGGAGGCGCACCCCACUUCUCUCGGCUUCAGCCCCGCCGAGAAGGCGGCCAUCCUCCAGGCGUGGAACUCUCGGGAGUUGGUGCUGGGAGCCGAGGGGAGGAAUGCAGGGGACGCAGAAACCGGCGUGUCUGCCCGGCAGGAUCUGAGCACGAAAGAGCUGGACUCCUCGGCAUCCCCAGAUCGCCCCACGGCAGAGGAGGGGACGGAUGAGGCUGCUCCGUGGGACUCAGAAGGGAGCAGCCCUCGUGUCCCGGCCCGUGGCCGAGACCACCGCCGCUACUUCCAGGAACACUGGCGGGUGGAGUACUUAAUGGACUACAAUGGGGUGCGCCACGGGCUGGUGUGCAUGGUCUGUGGGAGCACGCUGGCCACGCUCAAGAUGAGCACCAUCAAGAGGCACAUCCAGCAGAAGCACCCCGACUCCACGCAGCUUAGUCACCAGGUCAAAGCUCUCAUCGUCCAGGAGUGGAACCAGAAAGUAGCCAGCCUGACAGACGCUGACGACUCCCAGCCGGAAACGGAUGCGGAGGUGGACCAAGCCGAAUCGCACCGUGUUUACAAGCCACCUGCAUCCCCAGCGGAUUCUCCGGAGGACUGGGCAACUCCUAAGAAGGAGGGAGAUGCCCCCGGGGCAGACAGGCUGGCCCUGCCCCAGCCGUCUCCGGGAGCUGCCUCCUCCACGCCCACCGGGACCCUGUCUCGGCGGAGUCAGCGCCGAAACUACCAGCCCCGCUGGCGGGUGCAGUACCUGAUGGACUACGACGAGCAGAAGCACGGUUUGAUCUGCAUGGUCUGCGGGGGCACGCUGGCUACCCUCAAAGUCAGCACCAUCAAACGUCACAUCCUCCAGGUCCAUCGGUUCUCCCUGGAAUACACCGAGCUGGAGAAACAGACCAUCCUGGACGCUUACGGCGAGAACGCGCGAGUUGCCAGGCGCGGCAGGGCACCGGGUCCCAAAAAGGCGCCCACCGCGGGGCUCGGUUCCGAAACGCGGGAUGUAAAGCCCAACGUGGAAGAGGCAGGGAAAAUGGCCUUGGGUUACAAACUCUCGGUGUGCGCGGUUUAGCCGCACCAGCUCUGUACAAUCGGGGAGGAAACGGCGAACGAGGCGGUUUCUCUUCUCCUUCUGCGGACAGCGGAGGAGGUUGAAAUGCAUUUUGGAGAGCUGCAACUGGAUGCAACGACGCUUUGCGGAGGCCCUCAACAUAUUCUUUUCCUUCUUGUCCAGAAAAUUUGUUUCAUUGCAUGUUGUGUUUCAGCAGCAACAGUUUUAUUAAUUUUUUUUUU
Thamnophis elegans (Western terrestrial garter snake) is the source of this 2107-nucleotide messenger RNA. RefSeq names its product chromosome 17 C11orf95 homolog (gene ZFTA). The transcript has 5 exons. Gene Ontology annotation, biological process: negative regulation of DNA-templated transcription. The record is from RefSeq and is a predicted model, not a curated record. NCBI's taxonomy places the organism in Eukaryota, Metazoa, Chordata, Lepidosauria, Squamata, Natricidae. Bases 30 to 1886 code for a protein of 618 amino acids.